AUGGAAGCUGAACUAGAUGAAACUAUUUUUGAUGAAGAAGAUGAUGAUCCAAUUGCAGAAUUGAGCUAUCUUGAUCCAGAAGCUGAUCCUCAGAGCUCCAAUGAGUGGCAAGUGGAUUUUUGCUCUAGGCCAAUUCUUGAUAUCACAGGGAAAAAGAUACGGGAGCUUGUAGUUUGCGACGAUUCGCUUUCGCUUCAGUAUACCAAGUAUUUCCCUAACAAUGUCAUUAAUAGUGUCACUCUUAAGGAUGCUAUAGUUUCCAUUUGUGAUGAACUGGAUAUACCUUUACCAGAUAAAAUAAGCUUCUUCGGGUGA
Messenger RNA from Fraxinus pennsylvanica, 315 nucleotides. NCBI's taxonomy places the organism in Eukaryota, Viridiplantae, Streptophyta, Magnoliopsida, Lamiales, Oleaceae. The record is from the annotation of a GenBank genome assembly.